This is a messenger RNA of Lucilia cuprina (Australian sheep blowfly), 1100 nucleotides long. RefSeq names its product ervatamin-B-like. The coding region runs from base 35 to 1051 and encodes 338 amino acids. Gene Ontology annotation, cellular component: lysosome. NCBI's taxonomy places the organism in Eukaryota, Metazoa, Arthropoda, Insecta, Diptera, Calliphoridae. The record is from RefSeq and is a predicted model, not a curated record. The transcript is spliced from 2 exons. Gene Ontology annotation, molecular function: cysteine-type endopeptidase activity.
CUUGUACAACAGUAGGCAAAACAUUUAAAUUAAAAUGUCCAAGUUUUCACUAAUUAUAGUGGCUUUAGUCGCCAUAAGUUUGGUGGAUUUAUCCAUGGCCAUACUCUAUGUGCCGGCCCAAGAAUGGGCUGAUUAUAAAGCCGCCUAUAACAAGGACUACACCAACUCUCCAAUCACCGAGGCUUAUGCCCAGUAUUAUUAUGCCUACAACAAGAAAAUGAUUAAAAAACAUAAUGAUUUAUAUGAUCGUGGUUUAAGAACCUACAAAUUGGCCAUUAAUCAAUUUAGUGAUAUGCGUUUUAUACACUUUAAUGCUCUCUUUCCUUUGGCUAGUUCUACGGCAGAAUACCACGACAAACCGCCGCCAACUGUACAAACCGCUGCACCCAGUUAUGAUCCUCGAAUGAUGGGUUUAAAUGCAAAAGUAGAAGAUCAAGGUCUUAAGUGCAAUAGCGGCUGGGCCUAUGCUGCGGCUAAAUCCAUAGAACUUUUUCGAACCGUGCAGAAGGGCAAUAUGAAUCCCGAUUCGUUAUCAGCACAAAAUUUAAUAGAUUGUGCUGGUCGCUCAUCAGCCUGCAAGAAUCAGGUACCCCUGGCUGCCUUUAACUAUUUAACCGAACAUCAAAUGGAUUUACAUUUGGAAAAAGAUUACAAAAAUGACAAUGAACAAGCACAACCCGGCAUGUGUACACCACCUAGUGGCGCCCAACAUUUGCCGGUGGAAACAUUAACCGCCUAUUCGAAAAUUAAAAAUGGUGAUGAUGAAGCAUUGAAAAGUUAUGUUUCCGCUGGCAUGCCUGUAGUGGUGGAAUUUAAUCCUUCGUCGUUUGAAUUUAUGCAUUAUUCAGAUGGUAUUUUUCAACCGCCCACUUCGCGCAAGGGUUCACAUUUUAUGGUGGUUAUAGGUUAUGGUAACGAUAAAACUACCGGCAUGGAUUAUUGGCUAUUGCAGAACUCUUUUGGCACUACUUGGGGUAAAGAAGGUUUUCUGCAAUUACAUCGUACACCAAAUUCUAAACUGGCUAAAAAUGCUAUAUUCCCCUCGGAAUAGUUUUGAGUAAAGACAAUGAUAGUAUUUUACUUUUAUAAAAUUAUUUGUA